Ruditapes philippinarum (Manila clam) is the source of this 1835-nucleotide messenger RNA. Its product is annotated as procathepsin L-like. The record is from RefSeq and is a predicted model, not a curated record. The transcript has 8 exons. The coding region runs from base 31 to 1032 and encodes 333 amino acids. Gene Ontology annotation, cellular component: lysosome. Lineage: Eukaryota; Metazoa; Mollusca; Bivalvia; Venerida; Veneridae. Gene Ontology annotation, molecular function: cysteine-type endopeptidase activity.
AUGAACCUAUGUGUCAUAUAUUUUUAACAGAUGACUCAGUUCUUCUUAUUUUCGUGUUUAAUUGCGCAAAGCGUGGGAUUGUUUUUCGAUGCUGAACUUGAUAAGGGAUGGAGUGUAUAUAAAGUUAGAUAUGGUAGACAAUAUGAUGCAGUGGACAACAUUCAAAGGCGUGUUAUGUGGGAAAGAACCAUACAUUAUAUUCAAGCUCACAAUCUGGAAUAUUCACAUGGGUUGCACACAUACACUCUUGGUCCUAAUCAAUUUAGUGACAUGGCUCCUGAAGAAUUUUCAUCUCUUGUAAAUGGAUUUAACGAGUCUAUCGAACUAGAUCGGAACGUUUGUAGUGUGUAUGCACCACCGAAGGAUAUCACUUUAGACAAACUAAAUAAAACAGUUGAUUGGAGAACACAUGGUUAUGUCACCAAUAUAAAGGACCAGGGUAUGUGCCGAUCUUGUUAUGCGUUCUCUGCAACUGGAGCAUUAGAAGGACAACAAUACAAGACAAUUAGACAGCUUGUUUCAAUCUCUGACAAGAACAUAAUUGACUGCUCCUAUAAUCAAGGUAAUAAAGGAUGUGAUGGAGGUACUUUUAACAAUGCUUUCAAGUAUGUCAUGGAAAAUGGAGGUUUGGUAGCAGAAAAAUCGUACCCAUAUUUACCACGUGUCGAUAAAUGUAGUUUUGAAAAUAAAUAUGUAAUCGCAAAUAUGACUUCAUGCCGAAGCAUUCUUCCGAGUUCAGAGAGAGACCUUCUGAUUGCUGUUGCUCUUGAGGGACCGGUCUCCGUGGCAAUAGAUGCAAGUCAAAAAAGUUUUCAAAGCUACAGGUCUGGAGUAUAUGAUGAUCCAACAUGUACAAAUAAACUAAAUCAUGCUGUAUUAAUAGUCGGAUAUGGUACUGAAAACGGACAAGAUUACUGGCUUGUCAAAAACAGUUGGGGAGCACAAUGGGGCGAGAACGGAUAUAUCCGGAUAGCCAGAAACAAGAACAACAUGUGUGGAAUCGCCAAUAAAGCAAGCUUUCCUGUGAUGUAGUUUUUCUUAUGACACUCAAAACUAUAUCUAAAAGAGAACAGUUGAACUGAGACUCUAUUUAUUUGAACACUUUUAUGUGUAAUCCUUGAUCUGUAAUUAUAUAUUUUGUCUAAAAUUGAUACAUUUUGUUUCUAUGCCUGUCUGUGUGUGUAUUCAAUUAGGUGACAAGUUAUCUUAUUGCAAAAUGAUGAAAUAUUAGUAAAUGAAAGAAAGUACCUUACGUAUAACUUGUAAACCUAUUAGCAAAAAAUUUAAUUUCAUUUUAUACAUCUCCGUAAAUGAAUGUUAACUGAUAAAAUUUGAUAAAAGUAAAAUAUUGAAUGUUGGAAAAUAUGUGGCGGCCGUAUUUCACUCUCCCCGUAUUUCAAUCUCCCCUUGCCACGUGGUAGUGAUCUUAUGCAUGAUGAUGAAGCACAGCGACUAAAUGAAUGACGAAUGAUUCUAAAAACGACAAGUAACUGAAAAAUAAGAUUUAGCCCACGUUCCUAUAAGAUAAUAUCAUUUAUGUGUAAUGUUUCGAUCCAUUGAUACACUUUUGACCAGGUAGAUAUUUUCAAAAAUGUCCUCCAGGCCAUUUUGAUAUGACUGAUGCGUGAUACUUGUCCAAGUAUCAUUGUAAACAGUACCCGGAUGACAUUAAUCUGUAAACAAUGAAUAUCUAUCUGAAAUUUGCAUAAUAAGGUGGGUUCUGUUACCAAUCAUUAUGAAUGGGAUUGAGACAACAAGUUGAGAUUGUUUGGUGAUGUAUAUCUCUUUAAGAAAACGUAAUUCAACAGAAACAAACACAAUAAAGCGUUUCUUGA